Molecule: messenger RNA, 2671 nt
Organism: Rhincodon typus (whale shark)
Lineage: Eukaryota; Metazoa; Chordata; Chondrichthyes; Orectolobiformes; Rhincodontidae
Product: zinc finger and BTB domain-containing protein 16-like
Exons: 2
Biological process (GO): regulation of transcription by RNA polymerase II
Molecular function (GO): DNA-binding transcription factor activity, RNA polymerase II-specific; RNA polymerase II cis-regulatory region sequence-specific DNA binding
Source: RefSeq, a predicted model, not a curated record
GGGAUGGUGGGCACCAGUGCCAAUAUUGUCACCACCAGUUUCCAGACGAGGUGGCUUUGAAGAGCCACAAACAGGUUCACCAGGGUGAGAAACCCUAUCAGUGCAGUCAGUGCAAAAAGAAAUUCAGUCUCAAGCACCAACUGGAGACUCACUACAGGAUUCACACAGGGGAGAAACCCUUUGAGUGUAAACUGUGUCACCAGCGAUCCCGUGACUAUUCCGCCAUGAUCAAGCACCUUCGGACUCAUAACGGUGCCUUACCGUAUCGGUGCACAAUCUGCCAGGAAUUCUGCCCCAGCCUGUCUGCUAUGCAGAAGCAUAUCAAGACCCACCUUCCUGAAGAAGUGCCCCCGAACUGGACCUUGGAGGAGAGCUACCUCUACCUGUGCUACCUGUGACUACCUGACUGUCGCACUCGCCCCUGGAGACAUAGGCUCUGUGAUCGGAAUCCCAUCCCCACACCGCUCCCUCUGUGCCGGGUGGUGUUGGCGUUGGGUUGUGGAGGGGGGGGGGGUUGCUCUAGGGUUUGUGGUGGGGAGCUGAUGGACAGGUUCUCUGCCAUCGGAAAUUGAGGGACGGGGAGGUGCGGCAGUCCCUCUGAGUAGUGGAAGCAGGAGGGCCCAGGGGGAAUUGGAAUUGGAAACUUGAUCCUGUGGGAUUCCUGCAGCAUCAGUGAAGGAGUUGGUCGGAGCAGAGAGGCACGCAGACUCCUCUCACCCUCAUCUGGACCCAACACAAGAAUGGCAAUUUUCCAAGAAAACCACAAUUUCUACUGCCAGAGGAGUUCGGCGUUGAUUGGUCAAGGCAUUGGCCCGGGGCAGAGUGCAGAAGCAGGCCAUUCGGCCCAUCGAGUUCACACUGACCCUCUGAAGAGCAUCUCACUCAGACCCUAUCCUUGGAAUGCUACAUCUCCCAUGGCUGAUCCACCCAGCCUGCACCUCCUUGGACACUGGGACAAUUUGGCAUGGCCGAUCCACUCUAACCUGCAUAUCUUUGGACUGUGGGAGAACGCAGAUCCCCGUGCCUGAGGGCAUAUAGCUGUGAGCAGGUUUUAAAGGAACUGCAUACCUGGCUGAGAAUCUCGUGUCUAUUGUUAACGUAAGCACUUGGGGUUGUUUGGGGAACGCCGUCCAACGUCCGAGUCACGUUGAACGUGAGUUAUUUGACCGAUCGCGAGUCAGUUUGCCAACCAACUGCACCCUCCCACCACGUGUUGUUGCAAACUGUUGUCCCCUCGGAGAUUUGGCAUUCUUGCGAUGGUGUCCAGGUCAACACAAACCCUUUUGACUGGGCGGCUCAGCCACACUCGAUUUCCACACGGCUCGCGUCUCUCUGAGGAGGGUCUUCCGUUAGAUCUCUCACAGAAUGAACUGCAGCAACCCUACACCACCCCCCGCCCCCACCCUUUCCCCAUGCAGCCCCCCUUCCCCGUCUCCAUUGAGAUUGGGAACCCCGUUUGGGAGAGAAUGGAAAUCCAGGCCAAUACGUGGGACUGGUGAAACUCUCCCACUCCCGUCCCCUCCUGUGGCCGUGGGAAGCCCAGACCUCAUCAGCUCUCCACUGGCCAUCAACAGAACUCAGAACAUGACUCAUUUCAAUUCUCUGGAAGCGAUAGUCGACGUUAUACACAUUCCACAAACAAAAGGGACACGGUCAAGCCUUUGCUGAGCUUCCCAGGAGAUGGAGGGAGACCGUCACUCCCCUUUUCUUCCUCCAUGGUGAUUUGUUAGGCCCCUGUUGCCGUCAGCUCGGCCUCCCCUGCCCCCACUUCUCUCCGUGGUGUAAAUUGGUGUUCCCUUCAGAAAACAGGUUUCUUGCUGUUGUCCUGAUGAGAGCAAGGCGGUGAGCUUUGAUGUCAUCUCUCCCUCUCUGGCGGUAGCCUUUCAAAUCCUCAACACUGCCUUCGAUGCCCGUGCAAACCUUCACAAGUUUCAAAAUCUCCCCUCCCCCCACCGCAUCCCAAAACCAGUCCACUCGUCCCUGCCUCCCUAACCUGUUCUUCCUCCCACCUAUCCCCUCCUCCCACCUCAAGCCGCACCUCCAUCUCCUACCGACCAACCUCAUCCCGCCCCCUUGACCUGUCCAUCCUCCCUGGACUGACCUAUCCCCUUCCUAACUCCCUACCUACACUCACCUUUCCUGGCCCCAUCCCCGCCUCUUCGACCUGUUUGUUUCCUCUCCACCUAUCCUCUCCUCUAUCCCUCUUCUAUCCGCCUCCCACUCUCUCCCUAUUUAUUUCAAAACCCCCUUCCCCUCCCCCUUUUCUGAUGAAGGGUCUAGGCCCGAAACGUCAGCCUCUCUGCUCCUGUGAUGCUGCUUGGCCUGCUGUGUUCAUCCAGCCCUGCACCUUGUUGUCGCAGAGGGAACCUAUUCAGCCCCUCUCUCCUGCUCCAUUAUUCAACUGCACAUUCUCAUCUCCCCACCACCAAAUCACCUCGGACCUCCCUCUCCAACCAAGAAUUGACCUACCUCCUCCGUGAAAAUAUUUGUCGCUGUAUAACCUGUCCUGGAUACACAUUGGAGGCCAUUCAAUCGAUUCCUGAUCUAGCACUUGGAAUCAGUUAUUGAUCCCUUCCCCUGGCACGUGGCUCUAUCAAUCAGCAAACUCCUGGUCUUUACCACGCUUCUCGUUUUGGUGGGAGGGCAACAGUGAUAACAAUAAAAAUCUCUG